Molecule: messenger RNA, 3886 nt
Organism: Herpailurus yagouaroundi (jaguarundi)
Lineage: Eukaryota; Metazoa; Chordata; Mammalia; Carnivora; Felidae
Gene: CDH22
Product: cadherin 22
Exons: 17
Coding region: 1-3093 (1030 amino acids)
Biological process (GO): cell migration; cell-cell adhesion mediated by cadherin; calcium-dependent cell-cell adhesion
Cellular component (GO): catenin complex; adherens junction; plasma membrane
Molecular function (GO): calcium ion binding; cadherin binding; beta-catenin binding
Source: RefSeq, a predicted model, not a curated record
AUGCUGAAGGUCCCUGGGGACGUGGACGGGAAGCUGCAGAAGUGGAAAUCUCUCUUGAACCCACUCCAUUCAAGCCUGCACACCGACCGCGCCACCAAACUCGCUUUUAUCGAGGCCACCGCUGACCUCCGUGUGGCCAAGACCGACGGUCAACUCAAUGAAGUCCACAGCGGACUUGACCUGGCGAUCUCCGUGGUUGAGGUGCUGGACCUCUUCUCCACCUGCGCUCAGUCCUUCGUGGGCUCACCCGGUCCCGGCUCUAAAUACCGUCCAAGUUCCCAAAUGCACGCCUGCAGCCAGGACCCCGCUCCUGAGGUCCUGGCAGAAGCUGUCCUCAGCUCGGGGAGCCGGAACCCCCCCCCCACUCCCGCCACUGGGGCUGCAGGGGGCUGUGAGGCUCUCAAAUGCAGCAUCAACCUCCUGCGUCCCCCCUUCCAACAGACUCCCUACCCGGAACCCCUUUCGAUCGGUCCGGUCGGGACGGCCCCUAGUCCUCCAGGGACCCGCCCGGCCGCAACCAGCACCCCUCCGCGCGGGGACCAUGGCGCACGGCUGUCUCGGGAGCCGCGGGGGCGCCGCCUGGUGAUCCGGCCGCGGCGGCGCGAGGGGGGCGCGGGCGGGGACCCCGGGGGCCAGUCCAUGCCCCGGGAGCGGCCGCGCCCGCUGCUGCUGCUGCUGCUGCUGCCGCCACCGCCGCCGCUGCCGGGACGCCUGUGGGCGGCGGGCACACCCGCGCCGGCGACGCCCGGGGCUCGGCAAGACGGCGCGCCCGGCGCGGGCCGCGUCAAGCGCGGCUGGGUGUGGAACCAGUUCUUCGUGGUGGAGGAGUACACGGGCACCGAGCCCUUGUACGUGGGCAAGAUCCAUUCGGACUCGGACGAGGGUGACGGGGCCAUCAAGUAUACCAUCUCAGGCGAGGGCGCUGGGACCAUCUUCCUGAUUGAUGAGCUGACGGGAGACAUCCAUGCCAUGGAGCGCCUGGACCGGGAGCAGAAAACGUUCUACACGCUGCGGGCUCAGGCCCGGGACCGCGCCACCGACCGCCUGCUGGAGCCUGAGUCGGAGUUCAUCAUCAAGGUCCAGGACAUCAACGACAGCGAGCCCCGCUUCCUGCACGGCCCCUACAUUGGCAGCGUGGCUGAGCUCUCACCCACAGGCACGUCGGUGAUGCAGGUGAUGGCCUCGGAUGCGGAUGACCCCACGUACGGCAGCAGCGCUCGGCUGGUGUACAGCGUGCUGGACGGCGAGCACCACUUCACCGUGGACCCCAAGACCGGCGUGAUCCGGACGGCCGUGCCCGACCUCGACCGCGAGAGCCAGGAGCGCUACGAGGUGGUGAUCCAGGCCACAGACAUGGCGGGCCAGCUGGGCGGCCUCUCGGGCUCCACCACCGUCACCAUUGUGGUCACCGACGUCAACGACAACCCACCCCGCUUCCCGCAGAAGAUGUACCAGUUCAGCAUUCAGGAGUCGGCCCCCAUCGGCACGGCUGUGGGACGAGUGAAGGCCGAGGACUCAGACGUGGGCGAGAACACAGACAUGACUUACCACCUCAAGGAGGAGAGCGGCAGCGGCGGCCAUGUGUUCAAGGUCACCACGGACAGCGACACUCAGGAGGCCAUCAUUGUAGUGCAGAAGCGCCUGGACUUCGAGUCCCAGCCCGUGCACACCGUGGUCCUGGAGGCCCUCAACAAGUUCGUGGAUCCCCGCUUCGCUGACUUGGGCACGUUCCGCGACCAGGCGAUCGUGCGCGUGGCCGUGACCGACGUGGACGAGCCCCCCGAGUUCCGGCCGCCCUCCGACCUCCUGGAGGUGCAGGAGGACGCGCAGGUGGGCUCCCUGGUCGGCGUGGUGACGGCGCGGGACCCCGACGCCGCCAACCGGCCCGUCCGGUACGCCAUUGACCGUGACUCCGAUUUGGAUCAGAUCUUUGAUAUCGAUGCGGACACGGGCGCCAUCGUGACGGGCAAGGGGCUGGACCGCGAGACCGCGGGCUGGCACAACAUCACGGUGCUGGCCAUGGAGGCUGACAAUCAUGCCCAGCUCUCCCGGGCAUCCCUAAGGAUCCGAAUCCUGGAUGUGAACGACAAUCCCCCGGAGCUGGCCACCCCCUACGAGGCAGCGGUGUGCGAGGAUGCCAAGCCAGGACAGCUUAUCCAGACCAUCAGCGUGGUGGACAGAGACGAGCCUCAGGGCGGGCAUCGCUUCUAUUUCCGCCUGGUGCCCGAAGCACCCAGCAACCCUCAUUUCUCCCUGCUUGACAUCCAAGACAACACAGCAGCGGUGCACACACAGCACAUGGGCUUCAACCGGCAGGAGCAGGAUGUGUUUUUCCUGCCCAUCCUGGUGGUGGACAGCGGGCCGCCCACCCUGAGCAGCACGGGCACGCUCACCAUCCGCAUCUGUGGCUGCGACAGCUCCGGCACCAUCCAGUCCUGCAACACCACAGCCUUCGUCAUGGCCGCCUCCCUCAGCCCAGGCGCGCUCAUUGCCCUCUUGGUCUGUGUCCUCAUCCUGGUCGUGCUGGUGCUGCUGAUCCUCACCCUCAGGCGCCACCACAAGAGCCACCUGAGCUCGGACGAGGACGAGGACAUGCGGGACAACGUCAUCAAAUACAACGACGAGGGCGGCGGCGAGCAGGACACCGAGGCCUACGACAUGUCGGCGCUGCGGAGCCUCUACGACUUCGGCGGCGAGCUCAAGGGCGGCGACGGGGGCGGAGGCCCGGCGGGCGGGAGCCCGGGCGGCGGCGGGGGUGCGGGCAGCCCCCCGCAGGCCCGCCUGCCCUCGGAGCACCACUCGCUCCCGCAGGGGCCGCCCAGCCCCGAGCCGGACUUCUCGGUGUUCAGGGACUUCAUCAGCCGCAAGGUGGCGCUGGCGGACGGGGACCUGUCGGUGCCGCCCUACGACGCCUUCCAGACCUACGCCUUCGAGGGCGCGGACUCGCCGGCCGCCUCGCUCAGCUCGCUGCACAGCGGCUCGUCGGGCUCCGAGCAGGAUUUCGCCUAUCUCAGCAGCUGGGGCCCGCGCUUCCGGCCCCUGGCCGCGCUCUACGCCGGCCACCGCGCGGACGACGAGGCCCAGGCCUCCUAGCGCCCCCGUCCUGCCGUCGGGGCGCGCCUCCAGGCCCACUGAGGGCCCGACGGGGCCCCGGGACCCAGCAUUUCCCCUGCUCACCCCCUUCCCCAGCUCUCCCACCCUCCCAGGGCGGCCGGACGGGAGGGAGGACUCGUUGGGGGCGGACACCCCGACGCCCCCUCUGGCCCCCCACCCCCCCCUCCCAGGGGGUGGGGUGGGGCAGCUUUUGCCCAGACAUACGGGAAUUACCACCAACGUCAUUAAAACUGCAGCGAGACCCGGCACUGCGUGGCUCUGGGGUGAGAAGGGGGGAUAGGGCCGCGUUGCUGGGUGGAGAAGGGAGGGGGUUACUCACUCCUGGCAGGUGAGGGAGGAGGGAGGACGCUGCCGAGGUGUCCCCCCUCCCAGGUCUCCCCCAUCGGAGUUAAGAGAGAAGGAAGGCUGUUCAUUUACUAAGCGCCUACUGUGUGCUGGGACACUGCAGAGACCAUCUGUUUUCACAGAAACCAUGAGGUGGGGCCCUGCAGGUAACAGAGGGAGAAGGCCACCCAGAGAAGUGGCCGUGACCUGUCCAAGGACACCUAGCCAAAACGGUAGAGCCUCUGGCACUUAACUUACCAAGCUGCCUGGCCUUGGGCAAGUGACCUCACUUCUCUGGGCCUCAGUUUCCUCCUGUGUCACAUGAGGCUAAUAACAGAACCUACCUCCAAGAGUCCUGAGGAUUAAAAAAAGGGUUCGUAUGUGUCACGUGGUUAGGACAGUGCCUGGCACAUAGUAGGUGUUCAAUAAAUGUUAGCCUUUGACACUA